Messenger RNA from Lodderomyces theae, 654 nucleotides. RefSeq names its product ADP-ribose diphosphatase (gene YSA1). Gene Ontology annotation, molecular function: ADP-ribose diphosphatase activity. Lineage: Eukaryota; Fungi; Ascomycota; Pichiomycetes; Serinales; Debaryomycetaceae. Gene Ontology annotation, cellular component: nucleus. Bases 1 to 654 code for a protein of 217 amino acids. The record is from RefSeq and is a predicted model, not a curated record. Gene Ontology annotation, biological process: nucleoside phosphate metabolic process; ribose phosphate metabolic process. The transcript has a single exon.
AUGCUAAGAUCACUUCUUACAAGAGCAAUGUCCACAAAAGCUUCCCCCUACAAGGCCAGAGUAACUGCAAUUGAACCUUUGCAACAAGGCAAAUGGAUUCAAACGAGAAAGAUCGAGUACAAUGACCCCAAUGGGAAACCCAAGCAAUGGGAAAUGGCUGUGAGAACCACUAGGACAGAUACCACAAACGUCGACGCAGUAUCCAUUGUUUCUGUCCUACACCACGAAAACAAGGCUAAGGAGUUGGUCUUGGUUAAACAAUUCCGCCCACCUUGUGAAAAAGUGAUGAUCGAAAUGCCAGCCGGUUUGGUGGAUCCCAAGGAAACGAUAGAAACAACAGCGGUUAGAGAGCUACUUGAAGAAACAGGUUACCACGGCACAUUCCGUAAGCAGUCCCUGAUUAUGUUUAGUGACCCGGGAUUAACCAAUGCCAACAUGGUUUUGGCUCAUGUUGAUAUCGACUUGAAAGACCCCAAGAAUCAGAACCCAGUGCCACAAUUGGAAGAAAAUGAGUUUAUAGAGACGUUUACUCUUCCCUUGGAGAACUUGUUGGAAGAAAUGGAAAACAUCUGUGAAAAGGAAGGUUGUUCGGUUGAUGCGAGGUUGUACCAUUUUGCCAAGGGUAUACAAUUGGCGAGAGCUUUUCAAUUGUGA